Molecule: messenger RNA, 6140 nt
Organism: Neocloeon triangulifer
Lineage: Eukaryota; Metazoa; Arthropoda; Insecta; Ephemeroptera; Baetidae
Gene: RhoGEF2
Product: rho guanine nucleotide exchange factor 12
Exons: 33
Coding region: 326-5125 (1599 amino acids)
Biological process (GO): G protein-coupled receptor signaling pathway
Cellular component (GO): cytoplasm
Molecular function (GO): guanyl-nucleotide exchange factor activity; G protein-coupled receptor binding
Source: RefSeq, a predicted model, not a curated record
UUUAUCGUGUGUGGCCAAAUCCAAAGAUGGCGAGCGCAGUUGAGAAUUGGUCAUUGUGUGAAUUAUUUAUUCGAUAUAUUUAUUUGUGAAUGGCGCAUAGAAUUUUUUCGCUCGCGACAUUGGACACUCAAGUAUCGGCGCGAGCGAGUUGUGCGAUCGUCACAGCCGCGGCCUCGAACUCAAGUGCUUAAUUAGCUUUACGAAUUUUCCGAGUCACAUCAAAAUUUCGACGUCGCCUGCUGAUCAUACAUACAUAUGUGACAUACAUUCGGGCGAGUGCUUGGAGGUGCAUAAAAUGUUAAUUAAUCGCGUGUAGCGGAGGAGCAUGGACUCGUCGCCACCCUCCAAGUCGCAGGACAGUCGUCGAAAGAUGCGAUCGAGAGGGGCUCGGCCAGUGUCCGCGGGUUCGACCAGCUCGACGGGCUCUGGCGAUUUGCCGCCGUCGCCUUUGGGAGGCACCGUCGUUGUCAUCACGGUGGUCAUGGACCAAAGCACUGGUUACGGCAUGAAAGUGUCCGGCGACAAGCCCGUCUACGUGCAGAGCGUGCGACCUUGCGGCUCUGCCGAGAAGGCUGGCUUGAAACCGGGAGACAAAAUACUUAAGGUGAAUGGCGUCAACGUGACCCAGUCGACGCACCUCGAAGUGGUGGAACUGAUCAAGGCGGACGCCCAGGUCAUCCUCACCGUGCAGCAGUAUCCGCAUCCACGCCCACCGAUUCUUCCGUCCUCGCCACCUGGCAUGGGCGCAGUCACAAAAAGAAAGGGCACCAGCAGCCGAGAGAACAUUACGGGGCCGCAACCAGUUGAUCUGGAGGAGAGGAGGAAGUACGAGUCAUCUCGGAGAAAAACCUUCCAACUCAUGCUGGAGAACGAGCAGCGCAACAUCGAGGCUCUGAGGUCAAAGCUGGCUGUGGCCAACGAGCCCAAGACCAUGGAGGAACUGACCAAGGCUGAGAACCGGCUGCGGACCAUCCAGAACCAGUUAUUCGCCCUGAUCGGACCUGUCGAUCUGUACCAUAACAACUCUGCCACUGGUCUGUCGCCGCCCCCCCUUCCUCCCGCGCGUCCGCGCCCUUCAUUUCCUUCUAGUCCCUGCUCCACUCCUCCUGCGUUGCCUCCGCGAAAUCCUCCAGUCCAACAGGCAGCGUCGUGCGAAAGCAAUGGAGUUUUGACUAAUAACCACUCAAGUACACCAACCCACCAGCGCACAAAAUCCAGCCCUGACCCCUUAGGUCAUUCCUCUCUGGAUGGAGCAAGUCGGUUGAGCACAUUGACGUCGUCGGAGUCGGUGCAGGAUUUGAGCAGGAGAGAGAAGGCUUUGUCCGGAGGCUGGGAAAUGGACAGCCCAAGAAUAACCCCACCAGGUACUCCACCACCCCCUUACGGGGGUGCAGGUGGCGAAAUGUCCCCGCAAGUCACUGACCUGAACGGCCCUGGUGACGUGUCAAUGAUGGACGCUUCUUUCACUGGGCCAAUCAUAAGUAUGGAGGAUGAUGAUAUGUCGGAUCAAGAGAUGCACUUUCAGGGCCAUCUCGAAGACCAUGGCCCGUUCAAAAGUGCAAAUAAAUUGCUCCAACACCCAGCACACCUGUCUGUGUUCAUGAACUAUGUUUUAUCCAACAGCGACCCUUCCAGUCUUUUAUUUUACUUAAUUACUGAUUUGUAUAAGGAAGGCAACGCAAAAGAAAUGAAAAAAUGGGCUUACGAAAUACACUCCACCUUCCUAGUGCCUGAUGCGCCUUUGAGAUUGGCACACGUUGAUGAAAACAACGCAAGGGAAGUGGAUGAAGUGUUAUUGAUUGACAGCGACAAGGAAGAAAUUUUAAGAAAGGUAUUUUGGAAACCGAGGUCAAAAUCAAAGGAAACCUUAUCUGAACAGCUGAGCGACUUUCGUCAAAAGAGAAUUGCUGGUUUGGGCGCCUUUUUCGGAGCUACAGAUGUAGAACUGGAAGAGAGCGAGCACGACAAAUCAAAGGAAUUGGCAAUAAUCGAAAAAGGGCUGUUACCGCACAUCGAGAUUCUGUUACCUAAAUUGGAAAAUGAGGUGGACGGUAGAUGUGAAGAGGAUGUGAGGGCUUUCCAGAGAGCGUCCUCAAUUUGUUCUUCCCUUUGUACAUUGGCGUCAAAGUUAUUUGGUCUUCGGGGCUCGAAUCCUUUGUUAGAAAGAGUGCCAAGUUUUGUUUGCAAAGACAAAACUAGUAAACUCAAACUUCUGGCAAGAAACCACCGAAAAGUCAACCAAUUGGGCCACACUUUACACGCACACCAUUAUUUCAUAGUUACUCAUUGCAACCAUUGCGGACGCAUCAUUGGUGGUGUUGGGCCUCAAGGCUACCAGUGCUCAUCGUGUCUUUUAAAUAUUCACCGAUGGUGUGUACGCCCGCUGGAAGAGGAGUGUCCAGGGCCAUUGAAAAAGGAUAAGCAUAACGAUAAUAGAAUUAGCAAAUUAAUGGAACGAAUCCGUCCUGAACGCGAAGCAAGACGAAAACCAAGUAGCCUUAAUUUGGAAAAAAUAAAAAAGUCUUCUGAAGAACGGGAUGAGCUGGGCAACCUCCUGAGUGACGCUGACUUUGCCGGAGGGGCGAGGCGCGCAGACCUCAGUGGCUCCUCGGAUAUGGCCGAGCACAGCGCAGCAGCCACGGACACCGCCAGCGGAGGCGGCAGCACUCCGCAGUCGAGCGGUGGCCCUCUGGGGGCUCGGAAGCCGUCAGCCACCUCCAUCAACCGCUCCGAGAGUUACAAGGAACGAGUUCAGAAGCGGCAGUUGCGGGAGCGGCGCAAAACCAGUGAUCCCAACCUUGGUUCGAAGAGCGCGAAUAAUGACACUGCGGACGUGGAUGCCUUACAGUUCAAUAAUAAUUCUGGCAGUUCUUCCAAUUCAACACACUCUCUCAGGAGCCUGGACAGUCCGUCCACCUCGAUGGAGAUGGUGACAGGGUCCUGUGCACCUGGUAAUGACACACUAGAGGGCUGGGAUAGUGAUAUAGAAGUAGAGGCUGAUCCGCCUGACUGGACGCGUAGCGUUGAAGAGGAGGAAUUGCGGAAACUGACCUCCAGAGAGAAAAAGAGACAAGAAGUCAUCAAUGAGCUAUUCUACACCGAGAGAUCCCAUGUAAGAGCUCUGAAAGUGCUUGAUCGGAUAUUCUACCGACCUUUGCUUGACAAUCCCGUUUUACCUCAUGAGUGUUUGGUGCUUUUAUUUCCCAAUUUGGGGGAAAUGCUUGACAUCCACGGCUCUCUCAACACAGCAAUGAAGUUGAAAAGGAAAGAAUCUCCCAUUGUGGGUGACAUAUCAGAGCUCCUGCUCAACAUUUUUGACGGUCCUGCAGGAGAGCGAUUCCAAAGAGAAGCAGCAACUUUUUGUGCUAACCACCAACUUGCGCUAGAGAUGCUCAAGGAGAGGAGACGGAAGGACCAGAAACUGAACAAUUUUCUUACCGAUGCAGAGGGAAAAUCUGUCUGCAGGCGGCUGCAACUUAAAGAUAUAAUACCUUUUGGAUUUCAAAGGCUGACAAAGUAUCCUUUAUUGUUUGAAAAUCUUAUGAAGCUGUGUGAGGGCUCGGAGCGUGCUGGCGUGCAACGGGCUCUGGAACGCAGCAAAGAGAUUGUCAAUCAUGUAAAUGCGUCUGUGAAAGAUGCUGCUGACCAACAUAGACUUCACGAAAUUCAGCGCCGACUGGACAAAGGGUCUUUUGAGAAAGCAGACCAUUCCUUAGCUGCCGAGUUCAAGAAUCUUGACCUCACAAGACAUCGACUGGUUCACGAAGGCUUGCUGAGUUGGCGCCAAAGCAAGACUCAGAAGCCAGUAGACCUGCAUGUUGUGCUCCUCGAGGAGAUCAUUGUGCUGCUCAUUCGGCAGGACGACAAGUUUGUGCUCAAGUUUUUUUCGGUAAGCACACCAGCCAGUGCGGACAAGUCGCUGCCUUACAGCCCCAUAAUCAAGACUUCAACGGUUCUCACGCGGCCCGUGGCCACAGACAAACGUGCCUUCUUUCUGGUCAAUAUGUCACAAGCCUGCGCGCAGAUUUUUGAGCUGGUCGCCUUGUCAAACGCCGAGCGCAAAACGUGGUCCAAACAUAUCACAGACACUGCUGAUGCGGCGCGCAUGAAGCGCGAGAACCAGAGACCUCGGCCAGAUGCUCCACCUGCGGUCUUCCCACAUGACAAUCCGAUUCCAGAGGACAGCAACAAGGAUGCCGAAGAAGCUGCAGAUGCAAACAACACCGAAAACAUUUCUUCCGAAGGAGCCUCUUCGGCUCCUCAAGAGCCUGAAAGUUUUUUGACAAACUCGUUGCCAGAAGAGAAGGAACAGUCGGGGGUGGUGCGAAGGAGCAGCAGCGCCGCCAGCAGUGCCACAAACCGCGACAGCGUGCCUCGGAUGGUGCAGGAAUGUUCCCUGAUCCAGCCUAGCGAGGUUCGCGUGUGCCAGAGCGAAGUGCACGUCGCCGAGCCCGUUUACACCCCGAUAGAGCUUCUGAGGCGAGAGGACGAAGCGAUCCGGGCGGCCAUCAGGAGGAAGCAAAAAAUUGUUGCCGAUCUGCUGCACAUUCCUCAGGAUCAGUACGAGACCAUUGCCGAGUUGGCCUCGGAGGCGGGAAGCAGUGACAAAGAGCAAGUCGAGCUGGCCUUGGCGUGCUUUCAUCAAGUCACCCGCCUGACGACAAUCCUGAACGAGAACUUGAGGGUGACUGAAGAGGACUCUGUUGCCGCAACGUCAAGUACCCUGAAUCGCAAUCCGCCAUCAAUUAGUGUGAACCUAGUUCAGGAAAUCACCACCGCCCUCACAACACACGUCACGCAACUCAUGGUAAAAACUAAAAUGACAAAGGAGCGCGAGGAGGAACGGGAAAUGAUCCGCAAGGAAAACAUGAGGCUGAGGGAGCAGGUCCACGCCAUGCUGGAGCAGCGGAGAAGUGGAACUGCCAGGCCCAAGAGACGUGCUACCUCCACUGGUUUUUCACGGGAAACAGAUUUGAAUUUGGAAGAGACCGGUGACCAAUCAGACAAAGAGGAAGACAUUAAUGAAUUGGCAGAAGCAGGCGCUGAGCAGGAUUGUGAGAGCACCAACCAAAAUGGCGGUGACAAGGAAGAUCUAGUCCAAGCAGAGGGUCCAGCCAACAUCUAGUUCAGGCGGUCAGACAAACAAGUUCUCAUUCCAGUGUCCUGAACUUAGCUUGCUCUCCCCCAGUUCGCAAAAGAGGUGGAAUGUCGUGAUGCAUUUAUUUACUGUGCUUUUAUUGAUGCCUUAUGGAUAUAAAAAAGAAAUAAUCAAAUGAUAGUGACUAGUGACACAAGACUGGUUCGUAGUGCUACUGCUGCUGCUUUCUGUUUCUCUCCUUAUCCAUGGCCUAAUGAGAAGGUGUUUGGACAACCCACGUAGGCCACUGAUGAAUUAUAAUGUUGAGAACCUCUAUGAUGGAUUUUGUCUGUCGUACGUAAACAAACUUUGUUGGUUUCGAUGUGUUGUCGUCCCACACACUGAAUGACGGUGCUUUGGUUGAAUCGAGCUAGGGGAGCUGUUCCUAAUUGGUGAUGUUGUUUUCUCCACUAUUUCCUAUUCUAUUGACACAAAGUCGAGUGUGAAAGGGUUUAAAAGCAGUUUUGGAAAACGCAAGAUGUGAAUAAGCCAAAAAUGUUACUGAAAAGUUGUUUCUAUUGGAGAUGUGGCGUCAGGUGGCGUCAAAUUGUAUAAAAAAAGAAGGAAACUCAAGAGGGUGGACGUGCCUUACCUUCUUGAGAUACAAAGUGUCUUUUGAAUUAGAUAUUAAACUGCAAACUAGGCGAAUUGCAUGAUAAAAAAUUUUUAGACAAAGUGCCCAUAAUGUUAUGAAGAAGAACUUAUUUUGGCUGGAAAGAAAUAAAAUUUGUCUUUGCUAGGAAAUCUUCAUACUUUUUACAAGGAAAAAAUGUAGGAAAUGAAAUAUAUGAGGAAUCAUAUUUAUCAUGUAUCUUCCAAUCAAGCAACCUUUUGUGCUUGGCCCGAGCUGUUUGCUCUGUACGUUACAAACAGACAUUCUCAAACAUUUCUGAUUGUAUGUAAAUAAAUAUUGGAUAAUAUAUAUGUAAGUGUGUAAAUUUGUGUGCAUGCACAGUUACACACGUACAUGUGUAUAUAUUGAUAUAUCGAAAAAAAAAACAGA